AUGUCAUCUUCAGUCCCGGGAUCUGUGCCCUUACCUCAGUCAAAAUAUGACUUGAACACAUAUUGGGGUCGUGUGAAGCACUGCGCCGAAAUAUCAGAUCCAACAAUGCUUUUAAACACUUCCAAUGAUAUCGAAACUGCAAAACGAAUGAUUUGGGACUAUAAGAAUGGAGUUAUUCCAACCAUGACUCCGGAGUUAUGGAGAGCAAAAAGAGUUCUUGACUCAACAUUGCAUCCAGAUACAGGUAAAACAGUUUUCCUUCCGUUUAGAAUGUCUUCGUGCGUGUUGUCGAAUUUGGUGGUAACUGCAGGUAUGUUGACACCCAAUCUAGGCACUGCUGGAACAUUGUUUUGGCAAAUCGCCAAUCAAAGUUUGAACGUUGCUAUCAACAUUGAAAACUCCAAUAAAUCCCACCCUUUGACGACGAGGGAAAUUGCAACAAACUAUACGAUGGCUGUUACUGCUUCUUGUUCAGUUGCAUUAGGUUUGAAUUCAAUUGUUCCUAAAUUGAAAAACAUCAAACCCAACACGAGACUCAUUUUGGGAAGGUUAGUACCAUUUGCUGCUGUUGUUUCCGCCGGUAUUGCUAAUGUCUUUUUGAUGAGAAGCCAAGAGUUGAAAAAGGGAAUUGUGGUUUAUGACAAAAAGGGACAAGAAGUGGGAACAUCUAAAAUUGCCGCUUGGUACGCCGUAGGGGAGACUGCAGCAAGUAGGGUUAUCAAUGCCACCCCCAUCAUGGUCAUACCUCCGUUAAUAUUAGUUAGAUUGCAAAAGUCUAGAUUAUUGAAGGGAAAGUCCAAAACAGUCGAGACAUUGACCAACAUUGGGUUGAUUUUUGUCACCUCUCUCGCAGUUUUGCCAUUUGCGUUAGCUGUUUUCCCUCAAUGUGAAACUUUACAUGCUAACAGGUUAGAGGAAAAAUUCCAUCAUUUGAAAGAUGAAAAGGGCAACAAAAUUACAGAGUUGGAGUUCAACAGAGGUAUUUGA
Lodderomyces orthopsilosis Co 90-125 is the source of this 987-nucleotide messenger RNA. RefSeq lists its product as uncharacterized. The transcript has a single exon. Gene Ontology annotation, cellular component: mitochondrial inner membrane. The record is from RefSeq and is a predicted model, not a curated record. Gene Ontology annotation, biological process: monoatomic ion transport; mitochondrial transmembrane transport. Gene Ontology annotation, molecular function: monoatomic ion transmembrane transporter activity. NCBI's taxonomy places the organism in Eukaryota, Fungi, Ascomycota, Pichiomycetes, Serinales, Debaryomycetaceae. Bases 1 to 987 code for a protein of 328 amino acids.